UUUCUCAGCCGCCGCCGUCGGACGGAGCGAGGAAAUACAGCCGACGCCGCUCCUGGCGUUUUGUUGAGCCCCGGGAGAGAGUUUAGGGGCGAACCAGGCGGAUUGCUUUCUCUUCACUGUUGCAGCGCGGGCUCGAUCUCUGGCAGGGACUGGAUUCUCGACAAGGGCAAAGAUGAGUAAGAUCCACAAGCUUUUCAAAGGCGGAGGGGGCUCCGGCUACUCCAAGGGCAAAGGCAAGGGGGGCCCCACUCCCCAGGAGGCCUUAGCCCGUCUGCGGGAGACAGAGGAGAUGCUUACCAAGAAACAGGAGUAUCUGGAAGCCAGGAUCGGGAAGGAGCUGGCGUUGGCCAAGAAACACGGCACCAGAGACAAACGGGUUGCACUGCAAGCACUGAAGAGAAAAAAGAGAUACGAGAAACAGUUGACCCAAAUUGAUGGGACGCUUUCCACCAUUGAAUUCCAGCGUGAAGCACUUGAAAAUUCCUACACAAACACAGAAGUAUUCAAAAACAUGGGUUAUGCUGCCCAAGCAAUGAAAAAAGUACACGAAAAUAUGGAUCUGGACAAAAUUGAUGACAUGAUGCAAGAUAUCACAGAACAGCAAGAUAUUGCGCAAGAGAUAACAGAAGCUCUUACAAGAAAAGUUGGUGAUGAUUUUGAUGAGGAUGAGCUGCUGGCAGAAUUGGAGGAACUGGAGCAAGAAGAGCUCAACAACAAAAUGGCAAAUGUCCGAUUACCAAGUGUACCGUCCACGUCGCUGCCCUCACAACCGGCAUCUUCAAGGAAGAGAGUGGAGGAUGACGACGACAUGAAGCAGCUGGCAGCCUGGGCAUCUUAACAGUAGCUCGAAGGCUUACAGCAAAUGCCAUGGCCAGAGUUCGUGUGUUAUAUGCAGUGCGGUUGUUUGAUACAGACGAAAACUGGUCACUGUUGAUGCUUUUUGUAUGUUCAUUUUUUAAAAACCGAGCUGGGAUUACUCCAAAACAAUAACAAAAAAUACUAUUUCUGUUUCAGAUGUAGCUUUUUCUGGCUUUUUUGUGUGUGUCUUGAAGAAACCAGAUGAGACUUACAUUACCGGGUAAUCACAGUAUUAUCCUUUGGCCGUAAGGAUGUCUGACUGUCUCUGUCAGUACGAAAUAACAUUCAGCAGCAGGCAAGGUCCAUUUCUUACAAGAUUCCCCAGCUUCUUUUCCCUUUGGUUCAUGGUAGCUGCGUUGCUCAGGGCAAACAUGUUGCAGAACUGGUUUGUUGCACAGGAUAGUAGAAGCAAUGAUGGAGAACUUAGCUUGGGUUAAAUGCUAGGUUUCUCUAUCUCAAGUAGCAAAGGAAUGAGUUGCUGUAGGAAAAUGGGAAUCUCCCUUCUAGAGGCCUUUUCAGAUUUGGGGUGGGAUUAAAAUUCAUAGUCCAUUGGGCCCCUAUUUAGCUCUUAUUUCAUCCAGGAAAUGUAGGCCCACAAAUAAUUUUGCACUGUUGGAUUUCUGUACUUGUGCACACAUUUUUCCUUCAUGCACAUACUUUUCUUACUCACUCAUAAGGAGUCAGGAAAAAAUCCCAUAGCACCUUAAAGACUAAUGCAAGUAUUGUUGCAAGCACUUCCUUGCAUUAAUGUAUGGAAAGAUGAUUUAAGCAGACUCUUACAUAGGUACAUUAGUCAUAAAGCACUAAUCAGUACAGCUUUUCUAAUUAGUCCCUGAGGUGUCACAAGACUUUGAAUACCAUCUAAGAUACUUAACAGAAAGGGUGGAACUUCCAAGGAUUUCUUCUUUGAAUUAGACUACUUCAGUUUUAAUAUACUUGCAAAAGUAACUGAAAGGAAAUCCAGACUAGAACAAAUGUGUCGCCCAGUGAUUUAUCAAACUGUUUUAAGGCUUGCAGAUGCCUUGUGCUAAAAUAAAGUGGGACAUGCAAGUCUCCGUUGCGGCCAGAGUAAAGAAGAGACUCAUUUGCUGCUCUUUCCACUCAGUUUUCAUUUUAAUGCUGCAUUUUUAUUAGAGAGAUUUCACAUUGCACUGUCAGUCGUUGAAAGGAACAAUCUUAAAGGUUUUUAAGAGAUAGCAGCUUUUUGAAAUGGCUCUCAUUUCUUCAACGUCUUUUUUGUUUAUUUGAAUGUCUUCUUUAAAUGUUUAAUUACAGAAUUGGAAUAACUUAGUUGAUUUUAUGUUCAUAUUUCACAUCCAAUUACCUUUUGACUAAGGGAACAAAACUAGGUAUAUGCAGAGGAAUUGGUGACUGGAAAUGAAAGGCAAAUAAAAUGUAAAUAAAGUCUUGCUGUUGAGUACAGUUAACUAAUCACAUAUAUUAUCACUUUAAAGAACCAAACCCAGAAUGAGAGGUUGAUCUGGGUUGGAUCUAUAAACUGGCCAGCAGUUGGUGGGGAGGGUACUAGCACUGUGUCCAGUGUGCUGGUUGACACUCACUCAUAUAAAAGGCUGAGUGGAAGAUGUAAACUUCCUUUGAAGACCAGUAACAGAUCUUAUAAAGGCCAGAAAUUCCACAUACCAUUUUUUUUUGUUUCAGUUCAGGCAUUAUGGGACCCUAUACUUCUUAAACCAUUACGGUUAGUGUGAUUGUCCAAAUGCAGGUCAUCUACAUCAGCCUAGGAUCUGAGUCCAUAGAUGAAUUUGGUUUAUUAACCCCAAUUAGUCUAGUUGUAUGAACAUAGAUGUCAUGGUGCUGUCCUUGCUGCAAUGCAGGCUUGGAUACCAGCUGAAUCUCUGCAAGGGAAGAAUGAGAACGAUGGAACCAGCAUUUACGAAGGC
This is a messenger RNA of Gekko japonicus, 2759 nucleotides long. It is a transcript of the gene CHMP4C, whose product is annotated as charged multivesicular body protein 4C. Lineage: Eukaryota; Metazoa; Chordata; Lepidosauria; Squamata; Gekkonidae. The transcript has 5 exons. Gene Ontology annotation, biological process: vesicle budding from membrane; late endosome to vacuole transport via multivesicular body sorting pathway. Gene Ontology annotation, cellular component: cytoplasmic side of plasma membrane; ESCRT III complex; multivesicular body. The coding region runs from base 173 to 838 and encodes 221 amino acids. The record is from RefSeq and is a predicted model, not a curated record.